AUGUCGACAUUCAACAUUAUUACGCAUGAAAUCCCAUGCCAGCAUAUUCGGGAGUAUCCACGUGCGUUGGCCAAUGGGCAAGACGACAUCCUCUACCUCAAGGUCAAACAAUACAUCCCACUCGAGAAUCCUAACCCCCAACCGGGAGAUGUGACCAUCAUCGGUGCUCAUGCUAAUGCCAUUCCAAAAGAGCUGUACGAGCCACUUUGGGCAGAUCUCCUGGACGAGGCAAAGCAUCAUGGCUUUGGCGUCCGAGCGAUCUGGAUAGCAGAUCUUGCGCACCAAGGAGAGAGCGGGCGGCUCAACCAGCAUUCCUUAGGCAAUGAUCCUUCCUGGUCAGAUCACGCACGAGACCUCCUUCAUCUCAUCAAUCUCAAACGAGAAGACAUGCCUCGCCCGAUUGUCGGUAUCGGACACAGCGUUGGCGGAGCACAGCUUGUCGAUCUUGCAUACAUCCACCCCAGACUUUUGACAACCGUUGUUCUACUUGACCCGGUCAUUCAGAUUCGUUCAUCCGAAGUAACACCGGAGAAAAAGAGCAAUCCAGCAAGGGCUUCUACCUUCCGAAGAAAUGUAUGGCCCAGUCGUCAGGAGGCUGAAGUAUCCUUUCGAAAAAGUCCAUUCUACCAGGCAUGGGAUCCUCGAGUCAUGCCUCUUUGGCUUGAGUAUGGUCUUUCACAAAUCACCGAUUGCGACACCAAUGAGUCUCAUCCGUCAAGCAUGGUCAGCGGAAAGGUGACACUUACAACACCUCCUGCCCAGGAAGCAUUCCUGUUUCUACGGCCGAAUUACUCCGGCUUCGGACACGACGGGAAACGAAUUGACCGCACGACUCACGCCGACGUCAAUCCAGCAUCACCGAUCAACCACCCUUUCUAUCGUUCAGAACCCGCUCGAAUAUUUCACGCUUUGCCCACCCUUCGACCCAGUGCGCUAUACAUCUUCGCCGAGCACAGUUACGUCUCUGGUGUAGGUAAGACAUUCAACGACUCGAAGGUCUCCACGACAGGGACAGGAGUGGGAGGCAGUGGAGGCAUUCAAGAAGGGCGUGUCAAAAGUGUCAUGCUCGAUGGUCUGGGCCAUAUGAUUCCUCUGGAGUCACCACAGCGAACAGCACGAGAGGCGGCCCUUUGGAUUGGCGCUGAGAUCAAGAAGUGGAGGGCCGAUGAGGCGGAACAUGCGAGAUUGUGGAAGAGCAAAUCGCUCACGGAGAAACAGACUAUCGAUGAACGGUGGAAGCGAGCAAUUGGUGGCCCGCCUCGCGAGAGAAAAUCGAGCGGAAAGGGGGGCCGCGAGAAACUGUGA
This is a messenger RNA of Exophiala bonariae, 1305 nucleotides long. RefSeq lists its product as uncharacterized. Bases 1 to 1305 code for a protein of 434 amino acids. NCBI's taxonomy places the organism in Eukaryota, Fungi, Ascomycota, Eurotiomycetes, Chaetothyriales, Herpotrichiellaceae. The record is from RefSeq and is a predicted model, not a curated record. The transcript has a single exon.